This is a messenger RNA of Haliaeetus leucocephalus (bald eagle), 1682 nucleotides long. It is a transcript of the gene NT5C3A, whose product is annotated as 5'-nucleotidase, cytosolic IIIA. NCBI's taxonomy places the organism in Eukaryota, Metazoa, Chordata, Aves, Accipitriformes, Accipitridae. Gene Ontology annotation, cellular component: cytoplasm. The record is from RefSeq and is a predicted model, not a curated record. Bases 162 to 1157 code for a protein of 331 amino acids. Gene Ontology annotation, molecular function: 5'-nucleotidase activity; magnesium ion binding. The transcript is spliced from 9 exons.
UGCCGACUUGCCGGGUCUGGCCGCCGGUGUGGACCCGGCUCGGGCCGGCGCUGAGGAGAACGCACACACUUCGCCAUCCCCGCCCCUCCUUCAGCGACGAGGGGGCGGUCCUGCUUCCCCGCAGCGGCUCUCGGCGCCUUGGCUUGCCCCGGGGAGCUACCAUGGACAGGACCGCCGUGGCGAAGAUGGGAGCGGUGGCCAGCGCCAGCGUGUGCGCCCUGGUCGCCGGGGUGGUGCUGGCCCAGUACAUCUUCACCAUGAAGAAGAAGACGGGUCGGAAGACCAAGAUCAUCGAGAUGAUGCCAGAAUUUCAGAAGAAAACUGUCCAUAUUAAGGACCCAGAAAAAGUAGAGGAAAUUAUUUGUGGCCUCAUCAAAGGUGGAGCUGCCAAGCUUCAGAUUAUAACAGAUUUUGAUAUGACAUUAAGUAGAUUUUCCUACAAUGGAAAAAGAUGUCCAACUUGUCAUAACAUCAUUGAUAACUCUAAGCUCAUCACGGAGGAAUGUCGGAAAAAGUUAUUGCAGCUGAAAGAAACCUAUUAUGCUAUUGAAAUUGAUCCAGCUCUCACUAUUGAAGAAAAAUAUCCAUAUAUGGUAGAAUGGUACAAUAAAUCUCACGCACUACUCAUUGAACAAGGCUUACAAAAAGAUAAGUUUGCAGAAAUUGUGAGGGAAUCUGAUGUUAUGCUGAAAGAAGGAUAUGAGAACUUCUUUGAUAAACUCAGUGAACAUAAUAUUCCUGUGUUCAUAUUUUCUGCUGGGAUUGGGGACAUUCUUGAGGAAGUCAUCCACCAGGCUGGGGUCUACCAUUCUAAUGUCAAAGUGGUUUCCAAUUUCAUGGAUUUUGAUGAACAUGGAAUAUUAAAAGGAUUUAAAGGAGAAUUGAUUCAUGUUUACAACAAACAUGAUGGUGCCUUGAAGAAUACAGAGUACUUCAAACAACUAAAAGACAACAGUAAUAUCAUACUGCUGGGUGAUUCUCAAGGAGACUUGAGUAUGGCAGAUGGAGUAGCAAAUGUUGAACACAUUCUUAAGAUCGGCUAUCUCAAUGAUAAAGUAGAUGAGCUUUUGGAAAAAUACAUGGACUCUUAUGAUAUUGUCUUGGUGAAAGAUGAAUCCCUGGAAGUUGCCAACUCCAUCCUACAGAAAAUCCUGUAAAUUGCAGUCUCAAGUCACUCCAUUCCUUCCAGGAGGCAACUGGACAGAAGAUCACACAUGUGCUGUCUUAUAUGUGUUUAUUACUCAUUUACAGAACUGUUUAAUUUAAUUUAAAACUUUUAUCUUCAUUUUGGUAUUUUGAAAUAUAUAUAUAUGGAAUCCAUUGUCAACUAGAAGCUCCUUUUACAGCUCUUAUGCUGUUCUUUAUUGUCUCACACUCCUGUUAUAACUAUAUUUAAAUUGGAUUUAUAGAUGUGAUAAACUGCUGCUGAUGGGAUACUAUGGUUCACUGUCUUUUAAUCAGCCAUUUCAGAGGAGCAUUUUAGAAAAUGUGGCUAUUUUGUAAAAUUGAAGAUGUAAACAUUCUGUGAAUAAGCAGCAUGCACAUUUGUGUUGCCUUUUCUUUCAAAGAAGAUACUUCGGUCUCAGCUGUACUUUGAAGGAUCUUACUUAUAUGCUACAGACUGCCACAGUAUUUUUUUCAUACAUAUAUUUUUCCUCAGUAAAAAUGCUUUAUUCACCCAA